GGGCGGAGUUCAAAAUGUACCUGCUCCGGGAGGGAGGAGUAGGGGGCGGAACCGAGGCUGACAGCGAUGAGGAGUGCGGUCACACCCGGAGCUCCCGGCCGCCUCUGAUGGAGCUCUUCCAGUCCCAGGAGCAUUACAUCGUCCAGAGCGGGGACCGGGCCUUGUGGUGCAGCCGCCGGGAUGGGACUCUGUCCACCCGACCAGCCACUGACCUGCUCCUGGCUUGGAAUCCCAUCUGUCUGGGCUUGGUGGAAGGAAUAAUCGGAAAGGUACAGCUGCAUGCCGAUCUACCUUGGUGGUUGCUUCUCAUCCGCCAGAAAUCACUCAUUGGUGUCCUUCCCAAGGGCCAUGAAAUCUACAAAAUCACCAAGAUUGCUGUCAUUCCGCUGUCCACGGCAGAGCCACAAGAUUUGGAGCUUGAUCUGUGCAAGAAACACCAUUUCGGCAUCAACAAACCAGAGAAGAUCAGCCAUUCUCCAGAUGACUCCAAAUUCCUUCUGAAGACCCUCACACAGAUCAAAUCCAAUGUCUCUGCUCCCAAUAAGAAGAAGGUCAAACCCUUUAUUUCUCCCAGCAUGCAACUGAAAUGUGGUGGCCUUAUUGUAGGUAGAAGACAAAUAAUGAGGAGUUUGGCCAGUGUGUGCUCUGCAGGGAGAGUGGUCUGUGUGGGAGGUUCCUCCAGUGCAGGUCUCUGUUGGGUGCUUGUGUAA
Molecule: messenger RNA, 710 nt
Organism: Staurois parvus
Lineage: Eukaryota; Metazoa; Chordata; Amphibia; Anura; Ranidae
Source: the annotation of a GenBank genome assembly